Molecule: messenger RNA, 1121 nt
Organism: Fimicolochytrium jonesii
Lineage: Eukaryota; Fungi; Chytridiomycota; Chytridiomycetes; Spizellomycetales; Powellomycetaceae
Product: bucentaur or craniofacial development-domain-containing protein
Exons: 3
Coding region: 36-857 (273 amino acids)
Source: RefSeq, a predicted model, not a curated record
UUGAGUGCAGAGUGAAUCGAGUGAGUCCGCGCGAAAUGCACGCGCCCAAACGAACAACCCUCCCCAGCACCUCAACGCCCAGCCACUCCAGCCACACACAACAACCCUUGGCGACCAUGUCCGCAACAAUCCUCUCCCAACCCUACGCCUCCUCCAGCGACGACGACGACGGCGACGAGGACUUCAUUCCCGACGCCGCAGACAAUAACGACAACGACGACGAUGGCUCGGGAUCUAGCGACGACGACGAACGGGAGGUUUAUGAGGGUGGUGAGGGUGACGGGGCAAAACGCAAGAGGAGUGGAGGAGCGGGCGGGAGGGGGAGGAAGAGGACGAGGAUAGGUGAUAACGAGGAUGAGGGCGAUACAGGGGAUGAUAAUAACGAUACCGAACGCGCUGAAGAAGAGCGAAAGCGGCGCGUUGAAGCGCUUUGGAGGGAGAUGAAUGCGUCGGCUACGAUGAAGCCUCGGACAGCCGCAUCCCGGACUACAUCAUCAUCAGCAGCACCAUCACCAUCCCGCCCACCCCCACCGCCCACACCACAAUCAACUGGAUCCGCACCUCCCCCUGUAUCACCCGCCCCCACAUCCACCGCCCCCCGACCCCGCCGCUCCUUCCUCCUCGCCCUCGCAGCAAAAUACGGCCUCGCAGACGCCGCUAAGCUCACCGUCCUCGAAAAAAGCAAAAUGGACUGGAAACGCCAUGUGGAGGCGCAGGGGGACGUGCAUGAGUUGAGCAGGGCCAGGAGGAACGGGUACCUGGAGAAGGUCGAUUUCUUGAAACGCACGGACGAACGGCAGGCAGAGAUUGUGCAGCAGCUGAAGAAGGGACGGCCAGGGAGGAGGGGUGUGGCGUGAGGGAGGGAAGGAGUAAGGGAAGGAACUUUGCUGUCAACAUAUCGCUGGCGGCUCCGUAUCGGUGACCGAGCGCUGUACGUUUUACGAUUUGGCAAAUGUACACCAAACUCGGUCACUUAGUUUGCGGUGAGUUUUUGGAAAGGUUAGAUGCGCUCGAUGGGUUGGAAAGGAGCAGUGCUCCUUUUUUGGAUCGAAUAUAUGCAGUUUGUUCACUUGUACCAUGACUCAACACGUAACAUCCGAAUACAUACAUCAAAAGCUAUG